AUGUCCUCCGACCCUUUGCUGCUGACAGCCCCGCAGCUACGAGCAUUAUUCGACAUUCUCACUCACCACGAGACAUAUGCUGAGGUGGAGAGCUUCAAGGAUCCAGAUGCCAUUGACAAUUAUGGAUUCCCCUUCUGUCCCAGCAGCAGCAGCAGCAGCAGCCUCAAUCAGGAGAAGGACAUAAAACAUGGAAAUGCAGACAGGUCAAAGUCGUCGUCGUCAUCAUCAGCAUCAUCAUCAUCACCGUUAUUGCAGUUGCUGCUGACACGACUCCUAUUGCCCAUGCCGGGCAUCAAAGAUCUCGAACCUGGCUUUUGGAACGCUAAAUUCAGGGGCAUCAUGAAGAGCUUUGCCGAGGCAGAUCUCUCUGAAAGCUACGACAAGGGCGCACUGGGUACUAGAAAGACUCUGGCCACUGCAGCUUCGGCAUUCCACGAGUCCAUCACCCGCGGCAUGCUUGGAGGGGUUCCGCAAAGGACGGACGACGCAGGGCCCGGGUUCACCUCGGAACACAGCACGGCGACCGGCCUGGAGAAGGCCUGGGACCAUGUCGUGUACGAUAUCGUCUAUGGAAAACUCCUCGAUGAAAUGUUUGAGCUUGCUGCCAAGUCGCCCGAUCUCGAGAGCCAUUCGCCUGCUGUAAGCGAUGCUGUCGACUAUGUGCUCAUCCAUGCUGCCACGAUCCUGCACAAGAUCUUUGUCUUAUCGCCCGAGGGCCAGUACAUGCUGAAACUCAUUGAGAGCACCCACAAGUUGAUCCCAUACUCUCUGGUCUGCCAAACUCUGCGUGUAGGCAACGCAGCUACCAUGAUUUCCGGCCUCGUGAGGAUCUUCUUGGCCAAGGUCAGCAUUGGAGGUUUGACCAACUGGAUUGGAUUGACGCAGAAUGCAGCCGACGGCCAGAAUCUGAUGCAAAGAAUAAUCGGCAUGGUCCUUGGUUGGGACGCGGGCGACUUUAAAAAGACUGUUGAUGGCAUCCGCAACAAGAAGGAACUCAGCAAGUCUGGUUUCAUUCCGGCCAUAGAUGCACAUCUCAAUGCUACUCCCCGAGAGCACGCCGCGGUUCGGCAAAAGAGCAUCCAAGAGAAGGAAUCCAUCGUGUCUGCAAUCCUGAAAUCCCAAAGUCAGAAGUGCAGCGCCGAGCCGACCGAGCAACAGCACUCUUUGCUGCUGGAAUACUACUCGGCGCAGCUCUCUGCCCAGGACAGGGAGAAAAUAACUCAGGUCAUGUGCCGCCAAAGCCCAGACUAUGUCACCUCCCUGAUACGGGAUGCCGUGGCAGCCUUUGACCCCAUAAUUCGUAUACUUCAUGAUCAUGUCGAUCUGAGGAAAUACGUGACCAACUCUCAAAGAUUUAUUGACGAACUCCUCGAGGUGAACAAGCCCAGGAGGGACAAAUCCAAAGGGUUGAUUCCUCCGUCGAUAGAGGACUAUGUAUUCCUGCUUCGGCGCCAUCGCAAAUGGUGGUUUGAAUAUCUUCAUGAUUUUGCCAAGGGAUGCCCCGAGGUCCGGGACAAGUUCUUUGCCUGGCUAAAGGACAAUGUACUUGAAUCAUUCCGACAGAAUAGUUCGAAUGCACACACGGGCGGCUCGCGUCAAGAUUCGGAUCGGAUGGAUGGUGCGGGCUCAAUGAGCGAACCGCUCAGGUCGGCCUUUUCUCGCUUGGACAAGGAAACACAGCAAACGGUCGCGCAAGCAUUGGAUGCAUACGACGCAUACACGGCGACCCUUGACGAACAGUCUAACAAACGGCUGCAGAGUAUCGUCGAGGGCUUACAAAAACAGAAGGAAAAUACCAAAGACAACCCAAAGCUGGGCAGCAUGAAAGGUCCCGGAGUGUACCACGCACGGUGGCAGUGGCUUCUUGAUGAGACGCUCAUUACACCGUCGAAACCCUCGGGGCCACCCAGGCACGGGAAGGACGUGAAAGACGUCAAAGCAAGGGGGAAAACGGGUGCUCUUGCCAGCAAAGAUGUCUGGGACUCCAGCUCGUUGCCUCAGGCCAAGUCUGAUGUGACGCCUGAGCCCCCAAAUGUCCAUGUCGUUAUCGAAGCUCUGGGCUCACAAUUCAAGAAUAUAGUGGCAGACAUCAGUACUAGGCAAAGGUCCGAAUAA
Molecule: messenger RNA, 2115 nt
Organism: Pestalotiopsis fici W106-1
Lineage: Eukaryota; Fungi; Ascomycota; Sordariomycetes; Amphisphaeriales; Sporocadaceae
Exons: 3
Coding region: 1-2115 (704 amino acids)
Molecular function (GO): phosphatidylinositol binding
Source: RefSeq, a predicted model, not a curated record